Messenger RNA from Paraglomus brasilianum, 939 nucleotides. The record is from the annotation of a GenBank genome assembly. NCBI's taxonomy places the organism in Eukaryota, Fungi, Glomeromycota, Glomeromycetes, Paraglomerales, Paraglomeraceae.
AUGGAAAAACGAAAAUCAAAAUCUGUGGCAUUCAAUCUGGACCCACAACCAAUGGAACUCUCUGAUGCUUCUCAACCAAUAACCAUCCCCUCAACAACUGACCCGGAUGUUCUCCAAGAAAUUCCUAUAUAUUUUUCCCGUCAACUAGCCAAUAAACUCUCACUCUUACAAUAUCCAGUCAGACCACGCGCUCAUCCAUAUACUGCGUCACAUGUGCCACUGGAAGCACGUCUGAAACCCAAGUCACAAGUCCUCGAAUUGGAUAUUCCUCUGCAGCCAAACGCAAACUGGUAUAAUCGAGAUAGGGGGAGAGAAUUGGCAUUGGGAUUAAACGAUAAAGAAGCAAAGACUAUUUACGAUAAGGAUGAUUGGGAUUUUGAUGAUGACGACACCUCGCGCGAACAUGAAAAUCUGAUGCAUAAGCAGACAUUGACGGCAACAAUCAUACCUGCUCAGGCGAAUUACAUGAUUGGUGUGAUGCAUAACGGACAAUUACAUCUGACACCAGUAAGCACGGCCUACCAGCUUCGCCCAGGACUAAAGUAUCUCGAUAGAAUCGAUGAGAAGCAAAAGGUAGCCAAUAAGAAAGCUACGGAAGAGGAGAAUGCGCUCAAGGAUAAGAAUUCCGGUAAAUCGGUUGAAGAUGAUAACGUGGCAGAAGGAUCCAGUUCGAGUGCGCGUGCAAAGGGUAAUAAGGCCAUCCAGGUUUCGGUAAAAUCAACAGAUCCGGAUACCCAAGGACCUCGUAAGAAUACCUUCUCGCUCGUAAAUCGCUUAGCCGAUUCCGAGAGAUGGGUGAAACUCAAAUACUACGAUGUUGAUACAGAUGAGGCGGCAGAAGUUUACGAUAAGCUGAUUGCCGAAAAGUUAGAUGAGUUGCGACCAAUAACAACGAAGAAUGACUAUGUCAAAGUUAUAGGUACACCUAAAGGUGUGUGA